This is a messenger RNA of Eutrema salsugineum, 850 nucleotides long. RefSeq names its product reticulon-like protein B14. Bases 50 to 697 code for a protein of 215 amino acids. The record is from RefSeq and is a predicted model, not a curated record. Lineage: Eukaryota; Viridiplantae; Streptophyta; Magnoliopsida; Brassicales; Brassicaceae. The transcript has 5 exons.
AACAAAAAGGCUACAGUUGUAUUUAUAAAACCAUUAAACCAAAACAAUCAUGGCGAUUCACGGAUACGAAAUGGAUGAACAUAGAGCUUCUUCAUCGAGAAGACGAAGAUCUAUAUAUCACAAUCUAGGAGGAGGACACUUUGCUGAUUUAAUGUUCUGGAAGAACAAGAAAGAAUCAGGAACAAUCUUGGCGGUAUUCACAUUGAUAUGGUUCUUAUUCGAAGUAGUUGAAUAUCCUUUCAUCACUUUCCUCUGCCAAACCCUCUUAAUCUGCAUAUUCAUCUUCCUCAUUUGGUCUUACAUUGGCUCUUCACAACUAAUCCAGCGGAAACCACCGAGUAUCAAUGAUCUAAGGAUCUCGGAAUCGACUUGGAGAAUCCUCUUUGCCAAGAUCAACUGGUUCAUCAUCAAAUUGUAUGAUAUUUCGAGUGGCAAAGACUUCAAACUCCUGUUUUUGGCUGUUGUUGCACUAUGGAUAUUAUCAGUGGUCGGAAACUAUUUCAGCUCUCUAACUCUGUUAUACAUCGUAUUUGUGGGUCUGGAGACGAUACCAAUGUUGUAUGAGCAAUACGAAGAAGAGCUAAAUUAUGCAGCAAGUAAAAGCGGGAGGGACAUGAAGAAGCUCUUUAAGAACAUCAACUCUAAAGUCAUUAACAAAAUCCCUAAAGCCAAUGCUAAAACUAGGAAGCAUAUGUAAAAUUAUGUAUAUCAAGCUUCUGGAUCUGCACAUGCUUCAUAUUAAAGUAAUAGGUCUUUGUUCAUGUAAUCAUAAAUGCUCAUCAGGAGUUCAAGAUUCAAUGGGUAUACAAUAAUUAUAUUUCGUUGUAACUAAAAACAGUUGUUGAUAUGA